UCCGGCUCCGGCUCCGCGGGCGGAGGGGGCGGAGAGAAGCUGCAGCUGCAACUUCGCCUGGAACCUGUGAGCUGGGGCUCAGCCGGGCUCAGCCGGGGACCGAGCCGCCGUCACCGCGGAGCCGCCGCUCCCCCGGCCCCGGCCUCAGCCCAGCCGGCUCGGCCAUGGCAGCUGCCGCUGCGGAGAAUCUGGCCCCUGCGGUUCCUUACCGUCGUUGAAGAGCCGUUAACCGGUCCGCCCUCCUGCGGGCUCGCCGCGGCCCGGGCUCCGCACAAGUUUCCGGCGCCGAAGAAGCAGGAGGCAAAGGCGGGGAAGGACUGACGUGGGGAGUCGGGCGCCCCCGGCCCUCCCGCUCGCGAUGUGGGGCCGCCUCCUAGCCCCGGAGGCCGGUAGCCGGGAUAGCCCCGGCGGAGCCCGCAGCGUCCCAGCGGGCCCAGAUUAUUCUUCAGCAUGGUUACCUGGUAAUGAAUCAUUGUGGCAGGCCACAACUGUUCCAUCUAACCACCGAAAUAACCAUAUCAGGCGACAUAGUAUAGCUUCUGACAGUGGAGACACCGGCAUUGGAACUUCCUGUUCUGACAGUGUGGAAGAUCAUUCAACUUCAAGUGGUAUAUUAUCUUUUAAGCCUAGUCGAUCAUUAGUUACUCUUCCUACUGCCCAUGUCAUGCCGUCUAACUCCAGUGCUUCAGUUUCUAAACAUAGGGAAUCAUUGAUAUCAGGUGGCUCAAAAUGGAGUUCAAGCCUCAUUCAAACAUUGGGAAACCACAGUAGAGUUGAACAGGAUUCUUCACUAGACAUGAAGGACUUCCGACCCCUUCGGAAAUGGUCAUCUUUAUCCAAACUCACUGCCCCGGAUAACUACAGCGAGGGUGGCAUUAUACACACUGAAGAGUCAAGGAGUGGACUGGAAAAGACAGGGAGGGGCAAGGCUUUGACAUCACAACUAAGGACAGUGGGGCCCAGCUGCUUGGAAAUGCUUAAGCUGGAGGACAAGGAAAUAAAUAAAAAACGAUCAUCAACUCUGGACUGCAAAUACAAAUUUGAGAGCUGUAGCAAAGAGGCCUUUAGAGCUUCUUCCUUCACUCUAAGGAGACAGACCUCAGACAUGACACACAGUGCCUUACCUGAAAGUAAGCCCAUUAGGACCAGCUCAGAUGCUUUUGAACCUACGAAAUACUUAAUGCUUGGUCAACAGGCAGUAGGUGGGGUUCCCAUUCAGCCUUCCGUGAGAACACAGAUGUGGCUUACAGAACAGUUGCGGACAAACCCCUUGGAAAGCAGAGCUCCGGAGGACUCUCAAAGCUCAGCGCCUUGGCAACACCAACAGGUUGAAGAGUUUCGGCAAGAAAGUGAAAUACCAAUGCAGGUAUUGACUGGAUCAUCUCAUCAAAGUUAUUCACCUUCUGGCUAUCAGGAUUUCAGUAAGUGGGAAUCAGUGCUGAAAAUAAAAGAAGGACUACUAAGGCAGAAAGAAAUUGUAAUUGAUCGGCAGAAGCAACAAAUUACCCACCUACAUGAGAGGAUAAGAGAUAAUGAAUUACGUGCACAACAUGCCAUGUUAGGGCAUUAUGUAACUUGUGAGGAUUCUUAUGUGGCUAGGUUACAGCCACAAUAUGAGAACACUUCACUCCAAACUGAAUGUUCUGAUCAGUCAGUGUCCCAUUCCCAGCAAGAGGAACUUGAGCAAAAGCUAGCAUCUACUGAGAAAGAGGUUUUACAACUCAAUCAGUUUCUCAAACAAAGAUUAAGCCAAUUUAGUGAAGAGAAGAAGAAACUGGAGGAAAAGCUUAAAACCAGAGAUAGAUACAUCAGUAGCCUGAAAAAGAAAUGCCAGAAGGAAUCUGAACAAAACAAAGAAAAACAGAGAAGAAUUGAGACCUUGGAAAAGUAUCUGGCUGAUCUCCCAACUCUAGAUGAUGUACAGAGUCAGAGCCUAAAGCUGCAGGUUCUAGAAGAAAAAAAUAAGAAUUUGCAAGAGACUUUGAUAGAUACAGAAGAAAAACUUGAAGAGAUGAAAAAACAGUGUCAAGAGAAAGAGGCACAGCUAAUAUGCCAGAAAAAGAAGGAAAAGGAAUUGGUAACAACAGUUCAGAGUUUACAGCAAAAAGUAGAAAAAUGCCUUGAAGAUGGAAUCCGCCUUCCCAUGUUAGAUGCAAAACAGCUUCAGAAUGAAAAUGAUAACCUGAGAGAACAAAAUGAGAAUGCUAAUAAGAUAAUAGACAGCCAACAAAAUGAGAUUGAUAGAAUGAUUUUAGAAAUUCAGUCUAUGCAAGGGAAACUUUCUAAAGAAAAAUUGACCACUCAAAAUAUGAUGGAAGAGCUGGAAAAGAAAGAAAGAAACCUACAGAAAUUAAGAAAAACAUUGCUUGAUAACCAAGGGCAAACAGAAGAGACAUGCUCUUUAUUGGAUCAGGGCCAGGAAGCAGACCAAUCUAGGCAGCAGACAGUUCUCUCCAAGUGGCCACUAUUUGAUUUCAGUGUGAUUGAUCAGCUGUUCAAGGAAAUGUCUUAUUGUUUGUUAGACUUAAAGGCAUUAUGUAGUAUUCUUAAUCAGCGUGCUCAGGGCAAAGAGCCUAAUCUUUCAUUAUUACUGGGAAUCAGAUCAAUGAACUGUUCAGCUGAAGAGACUGAGAAUGACCAGAACCCAGAAACACUCACUAAAAAAUUGUCCGAUGUGUGCCAGUUACGAAGGGACAUCGAUGAAUUAAGGACUACAAUAUCAGAUCGCUAUGCUCAGGACAUGGGAGACAACUGCAUCACCCAGUGAUCAAGUGUUGAUCCCACAGCAAUAAUGAUGCUUUGUUAAAUGCUGCUGUGUUACAGUUCUUCAUAUUUCUUUUUAGGACCCAUAAUGGAAAGUUGCCAGUGACAUAUGAGUUACACAUAGGAUUUUUUUUCUGUGGAUUUGUUGUGGGUAUAAAAGGAAUAUAAGGAGAUUUCAAAGGGGCUUAUCUAAUCAGGCCAAAAAACUGAAUUACCAUUUGAAAAAUGUGAUAAACUGUAUAAAAAAAUUCUGUAUUCUCAAACUACUGAUUGUAGGACCAAGCUGUGAAUAGUGCCCUUCAGUUAGAAGGGUAGGAUUUCUUUUUAUCCUAUAGUUGUGUGUGUGUGUAUGUGUGCAUGUGUGUUUAUUCAUAAAAUUAUAAGGAUUUCUAGGGUAAAAGCAAAGCUUCUGAGAAAAGGCACAUACUGUUUAUUCUUGUAUUUCUUUUCUUUCAUGUAGAAGCUUGUGCUGUACUUGGUCGUUUUCAAGGGCUGGCUGAGCAAGAGUUCAAACAGUAGGCAAGUGUUCUAAGGUGGUAACAGCAAGGCAAAACCUUUGUAUUUUGAACAACCGGUGUGCUGAGAUGAUGAGGCUUUGGGGUUGGGUUGAUUUUAGUACUGUAGAUAGGUCAGCUAUUUUUCCAGAAUUAUUUUGGAUUGCCUUAGAGGUGUGAAAUUUUAAUGUGAUAAUCUUUCAUUAGCAUUGUAAUUUAUAUAUUGCAAGACAAUUUAAGAUAAUUUGAACCCAUUUUAAUGCAUCCUUUACUAUUUAAAAUGCUAUAUUUGUAUAUAUACCAAUGUAAACACAGCCAUAUAUAAUUAAUGCAAACCUUGUAAGGCUUCCUAUCAGAUGGUAAAAGAUUAACAAAGUGACUCUGGAACAAUAACUUACUUAUCCAAAUCUCAAAGGUUUACAUUUUAGCAGUUUGUUUCUGUUUUAAAGUUGAGACUACUUUAAGAAAAAGCCAACUUGAAUUCUUUAUAUCUGAAUUAUCACUAGCAGAAAAACAAAAUCUAAAUCAGGUGAUCCACCAAUUCCUUUUAUUAAGUAAAGUAUAUUAAAAACAGGGUUUCUUCUAGAAUGCGAACUUGGCCAGGUUAGUUCUUCUUGGGUACAGGAUAUCACUAUGAAAUGCAAUUGAUUUUUAAGUAGACAUAGAACUAUUUAAGCUUCCAGAUGAAUAUUUCCCUGUUUUUGUUGAUAUUUUGGAAGGACUAUAUAUUUUAUUGCCUUCAGAGCAUUCAUUACAUUAUUUUGACUGUACUUAGUUAUGGCAGUCAAUGUCCUUUACAAAUACGUUUGUUUUCUUGAUGCAACCAAAUCUCAUUUAGGUCAAGAUUAAAUAAAUGGUAAAAGAAAUAAGGGAUGUGAGUCAAACAGGAUAAUAAUUGUUUUGGGCAACAGCUUAUCACAUAUCUGUUUUCUUGCUAGGCUUGUAUAUUGGUAUAAAGGCUAUUCCCAGAAAAGAUUUUUCUUAAAUAUUUUCAGCAGUGAAAACAUAUGUGGAAUAAAGCCCCAAGGAAACUACUCAGGAAGACAUUCUGUUCAGAAUUUGGCUUAUAUGCAGUGCUCAAUAAGUUAUUUAUAGUUACAUUUCAUCAGUUAAACUAUACUGUAAGAACAUCAGACUUCCCUCUGUUCAGUGCCUGAACUCCCUGCUUUUCUUGUUAGGAUCUGGGCACUAAGAAAUCAGUGCAUUGUCGUGAUUCUGUAUCCCAACAUCCAUAACCUAAUAAGGAGGGACUUUGCCACUGGUAAGAAAUCGGCAUUCUAACAUGUUCAUUUGUCCUGUAAUGUUGGUGGUUUGAAGACAAUCAGGGAGUAGUAAAUUUGUACCAGAAAUCUGAUGCAAAAAAUUCUGCCUUGCAUCAAAUUAAUAUCUGUAAAAGUGAUUGUGGAGUAGAUAAUAACAUCUGAAAGAGAUGAACCACAUGUGCAGUACACUACCUUUUUACACUUUCUUUGGAUAGAAUCCCUUCCCCCAUUCCACUGUCCAUAAUUUUGGAAGUAAGGCACCCUAAAAUGAAUAGUACUAGUUAAUGGGCAAAUAUUCACUUCUUUGGGUCACUAGGUCCGUACUUAAAUGUCUCCUAGAUUUUUAAUGUAUGUUUUGGGAUUUUAUGGUUAUUGUUUUAAACAAAACUUUUGGUCAUUUGUUUUGAUCUAUCAUAGAUAAUUUUUUCUGGCUUAGGAUAAAAUAACAUUUGAUUUUUUAAAAUAAGUUUUCUAAACUUCACAGAGUUUGACUUAAUUCACAUAUCUUUUGAUAAAAGUUUUUUAACAAGAAAUUGACAAGCUACUGCUGAUGUAUUUCAGUUUCCAAAAACACAUACUCCUGUGAAUCAAAAAGGAAAAUAAGAUAUAGUUUAACUAAAACCUUCAGUUACAAAAUGUAAUCUCCUGGAGUCUAGAGUUUAUGAAAGGACCUAGUUAAUAUGUAGACAGUCUUGGAUGGCAGUUUUGAGGGAAAUGAAACUAGUAGUUUCUAACUAAUCUGUUAGUAUUUGACUUUGAUUUUGAUUAUUCAGAAAAUUCCCCUUUCCCAAGACAACCUCCUGUAUUAGAAUAUAAUAAUAUUGGUAUCUUAUCG
Messenger RNA from Manis pentadactyla (Chinese pangolin), 5354 nucleotides. It is a transcript of the gene CEP85L, whose product is annotated as centrosomal protein 85 like. The transcript has 13 exons. Lineage: Eukaryota; Metazoa; Chordata; Mammalia; Pholidota; Manidae. The record is from RefSeq and is a predicted model, not a curated record. Gene Ontology annotation, cellular component: centrosome. Bases 359 to 2767 code for a protein of 802 amino acids.